Molecule: messenger RNA, 446 nt
Organism: Mucor mucedo
Lineage: Eukaryota; Fungi; Mucoromycota; Mucoromycetes; Mucorales; Mucoraceae
Exons: 2
Coding region: 65-367 (100 amino acids)
Source: RefSeq, a predicted model, not a curated record
ACCUGACCCAAAACAAGUAGGGCAAGCUUUUUUUUUCUUCCACUCAUUCUCAUUCACCACAGUCAUGGUUCAAGGUUCAAAAGAAAGAAAGCCAGGAAAGCCCAAGCAAAAGGGUGGCAGAGAGAAGAAAGGCAUUAUGAAGAAAGGCUCCAGAAGCAUUCCUCCCAAGAAGUUGGCUCUUGUGAAGCAACGUGCCUUGGAUAAGAGAUUAACGGGUGAUAUUAACAAGAAUAUCGAAAAGCAAAUGUCUGUUAAAGCCAAUGCUGUUGGUAAACUCACCAUCAUGAAGAAAUUAGCUGAAGAAAAGGUUAAUGUCGAAGACAAAGCUAAGCUUAAGCGUUCCAGUAAUGUCCGUUUAUCUCAGUAAACGAUUACUUUUUUGUAUUAUAUCCCCCUAUUCCUUUUACACACACAUAACAAGAAAAAUAAAGCCAAGCUUUUGAAUU